UAAUUGAAAUUACAAUUAUCGAUUUAAUUCAUCGUAUCGAUGUUCUUUAUUUAGUUAUAUUCGUUAUAUGUUACUCGCCAGAUAUUGCAUCAUUUAGUGAGUUUGAUAUGGCUCUGUUUAAAUUUUUUGCGACAACCUUUUUCCCCACAGUAAGAGCUGAGGACGAAGAAGCUGAACUUGUUGACCCGCAAAGUGCAUUGAGAGAAAAAUGUCAGAGCAAUGGAAACAUACAAGCUUUGUACAGCAAAUACCAAGAAUGCAAUGAUAGAGUAAAUGGAAAGUCGAAAACGACCGAAACCUGCAUGGAAGAAUUGUUCGAUUAUGUCACAGAGUUGGAUCAUUGCGCUAGCCAUCAUCUCUUUUCUAAGCUCAAAUAAUGCAGUUUAUACUAAAUAUGAAUUGUAAUAAUAUAUAUAUGGAAAUAUAACCAAAAAUUAAACAAAA
Molecule: messenger RNA, 444 nt
Organism: Ceratitis capitata (Mediterranean fruit fly)
Lineage: Eukaryota; Metazoa; Arthropoda; Insecta; Diptera; Tephritidae
Gene: UQCR-11
Product: cytochrome b-c1 complex subunit 6, mitochondrial
Exons: 3
Coding region: 108-377 (89 amino acids)
Biological process (GO): mitochondrial electron transport, ubiquinol to cytochrome c
Source: RefSeq, a predicted model, not a curated record